Molecule: messenger RNA, 2269 nt
Organism: Drosophila simulans
Lineage: Eukaryota; Metazoa; Arthropoda; Insecta; Diptera; Drosophilidae
Gene: Ugt303A1
Product: UDP-glycosyltransferase UGT4
Exons: 2
Coding region: 70-1650 (526 amino acids)
Molecular function (GO): UDP-glycosyltransferase activity
Source: RefSeq, a predicted model, not a curated record
GAAUUUAUUUUGACCAAAAGCGAAGUAGUAUCAUUUCGUCUAUCGGCAUGUGCGGUCGAAUUACGUGAAAUGUUGAGCGGCCCGGGUAUUGCUGGUCUCCUGCUCACGGUUCUGCUUUUUGGCCUUUUGUGUCCGAGACUGGCCAUCGCGGAAAAUAUCUUGGCCGUAUUCUCGUACACCUUUGGAUCGUCCUACUUGCUGAUUACUCCGUUCUUAAGGAAUCUUGUCCAGCGGGGUCACCAGAUAACUUUGAUAUCGGCCGUUACGAUUAUGCCCCACAUAGAGGGUGUCCAUCACAUCCGAGUGCCCAAACUGGAUAUGCUGAUGAAAAUUCUAUUAGAUUUGGAAUAUGACACCGAUUUAACCAAAUGGACGGAGGCUCAAUUCGUGUCCGAUUACUUUUACAACUGCUCAAAGUUCGUCCUUGAAGAUCCUGGGGUGCAGGAGCUGCUCCACAACGCCAGUGCCAAGUAUUCGCUGAUUAUUUUGGAGGCGUCACACAACGAUGCCCUGUACGGAUUUUCGCAGCACUUUAAUGCACCGCUGGUGGGGAUCGCCGCCUACGGAUCGUCCUGGAACAUUGACUUUCUGGUGGGGAACUCGGCGCCAAGUGUCUACGAACCGAUAUCGGCCUUGGGCUACACAGCUGGCCUUAGUCUGAUGGAGAAGUGGCACAACCUAAUCUUCAUUACCGAGGAGCGUUUGGUGGAGCGAUUCAUCUACCUCCCGCGCCAAAAAGAUCUAUACAAGCAACAUUUCCCUGGUGCCACCACCAGUAUUCAUGACCUCCGUCGGAGAUUCUCACUGAUCCUGAUCAAUCAGCAUUUCACCAUGGGCCGAGUUCGCAGCAAUGUGCCCAAUAUCGUGGAAGUGGCGGGUAUGCAUCUAGACGAAAAACCAUAUCCUUUGGAUGCGGAACUGAAAAAGAUUUUGGAUGAAGCCAAACAUGGAGUUAUCUAUUUUUCUAUGGGCCUGCAACUUCUGGAGACUUGGUUGCCCCCCGGAAUGCGAGCUACUAUGUCGGAGGCCUUUGCGCAGUUGAAACAACAAGUGAUUUGGAAGAGUGACCAUCCAGAGAUGGUCAACCAAUCAAGGAAUGUCUUUGCUAGAACAUGGUUUCCCCAACGGGCGAUCCUCAAUCAUCCUAAUGUUAAGCUAUUUAUCACCCAUGCUGGUCUUUUGGGCCUUAUUGAAUCCGUUCACUAUGCAGUCCCCCUACUUUGUAUACCUCUGUUCUACGAUCAGUUUCAAAACACCAAGCGAAUGGAGAAGUUGGGCGUGGCCAGGCGUCUGGAUUAUAAAAACCUUCUCCGGGACGAAAUUGUCCUGGCCAUUGAGGAUCUUGUAUACAAUGCUAGUUAUAAACGAAAUGCGAGGGAUUUGUCUCAACGUUUUCACGACCAACCAAUGUCUGCCAUGGAUACCGCGAUUUGGUGGACUGAAUAUAUCAUGCGGCACAAAGGAGCCGACCACAUGAGAAUCGCAGAGCAGGAAAUGUCCUUGUUGCAAUACUAUAACGUGGAUGUUGUUUCUGUUCUCUUCGGACGAAUCGGACUUAGUGCUAUUAUUGUUAUCUUCCUCGGCUGGAAACUAGUCUCAUUGGCAACAAGACACCUUGAGUACCGAUUCAAUGUGCACUUGGUAAGAUAAAAUUUAAUUAUUAUUGGCAACAGCAAAUCCACGACAUUGCCAAUCGGUCACCUUUUGUUAUAAAAAGUGUGUUAGACGGUGUUUUGUAUCAUUUUAGCAUUGUACUCAGGUAAUUUAUAAACCCAAAUAGGUUUAAAUAAAAAACAUUGUAAAAGCGCUCUGAUCGAAUGCUUAACCAAACUUUACUUAAUGAUUCACCUAUCAACAUUACAGUUUAUAACUUUGCAAAAGGUUAAUCUACAAUAUUUGAUGGUAUGUAUAUGCUGAUAUGAAAGAAUUUUAGUCGCGAGUAACGUAAAAUAGGUGUAUUAAUUGUAAAUGCUUAUUUCGCAUUGAUAGCGAGUUAUCUAAUCAGUCAGUUAAAUGACCGUGGCGGCGCCAAAAAUUUUUCACCUUGAUUUUACACUUAAAAGAUUAAAAUAAAGGUUCAAAUUGUUAAAUAAUUUUCGUGAUUAUUUAUUAGGAUUAAAUAAUUUAUAGAAUACCAGGAAAAACAAGAGUUUCCUCCUGUGGCAACUGCUUUAUAUAUUGUAAUUAGAAAACUUUUCCUCCUUCAGUCGUUAUCUAUCCAAACCUUUUUCAUUUUUUUCUUGCCCAUAAACAUAACCGCGCUCAUUAC